AAAUACUAAAUCACAUUGUUUACCUUCCUUUCCCAUCGCGUUACACACUAUUGCAAUCAAACUACAAAAGUCAACAUGCUUUUUCCCUAUAAAAAAACAUACUAUCCUUCAAUCUUACAGCAAAACAAGACGCAUUUAGGGUUGGAGAUGGAUCCAGUUAUGUUGGGAUCUUGUGUCCUGUUAGCACUACUCACAUCCAUUUUAUGGUACAAAUGGAAUCGCGGCGGAAAAACUCUUCCGUUACCACCAGGGCCACGUGGCGUCCCCAUCCUCGGCUACCUGCCUUUCAUGGGCGCCGAUAUGCUCCAACACUUAACCCACCUUUCCCACCAUUACGGCCCCAUCUACAAGCUCCGCCUCGGAAGCAGACUGGCGGUGGUCAUCACCUCGCCCUCGCUGCUCAAGCAGGUCGUCCGCGAUCAAGACCACAUUUUCGCCUACCGCGACGCCACCGUCGCUGCCCUCACCUACAGCCGCGGCGCCAGGGACGUGGUGUUCUCGCCGCCGAAUUCCAGCUGGCGGGCGAUGAGGAAGGUGUUGGUGUCCGAGACGCAGAGCGGCAGCAGCCUCCACGCAUCGCGGGAGCUCCGGAAGGACCAGAUCAGGAAGGCCGUCCGAUCCAUCUACUCCAAGAUCGGACGGCCUGUUGCGUAUGGAGAGCUGGCGUUUCAAACUGAAGUCAGUCUGCUGAUGAACCUUAUGUGGGGCGGAGUAGAUUCCGAUUCCGCCGGGGAGCUGGAGAGAGAGAGGCUCGGAACUCAGUUCCGAGCUCUCACCUCCAGCCUCAAUUAUCUCCUCGGAAAGCCUAAUGUUUCGGAUCUUUUUCCUCUCCUUUCGAGGUUUGAUCUGCAAGGAGUGAAGAAACAGAUGGGGAAAGUGGUGGAUUCUAUUGACAAUAUACUCGACCACUUCAUCUCCCAACAUGAAAAGCUUUCUGGAGCAUUCAACAGCGAGGGAAGGAAGGAUUUUCUGCAAAUCGUGUUGGAGCACAAGGAGAAGAAGGAUUCGGAUUUGCCAACUCUCUCACGAGAUCAAAUUAAGACCUUGUUGAUCGAGAUAAUAAUUGGAGGGUCGGAAACUUCAGCAACGACGGUGGACUUUGCAAUGUCGGAGCUCCUCAACAGGCCGGAGGCCAUGGAGAAGGUGCAGAAGGAACUAUCCGAGGUGGUGGGGAUGAACAACAUCGUAGAAGAGUCCCACCUUCCCAAACUGCACUUUCUAGACGCUGUCAUCAAGGAAACUCUUCGAUUGCAUCCUCCAGUACCGUUUCUAGUCCCAAGAGCUCCACUGCAUAGCUCAAGUGUGGGAGGAUACACAAUUCCAAAGGGUACGAAGAUCUUACUCAACGUGUGGGCGAUACACAGGGAUCCUUCAAUCUGGGACAAUCCCGAAGAGUUCAGGCCCGAAAGGUUUCUUGAAGAUUCUAGAAACCUGAAUUUCAAGGGAAACGAUUUUGAGCUCAUUCCAUUUGGAUCAGGGAGAAGAAUGUGCCCUGGAAUUCCACUGGCAGAAAGAAUGGUGGCUUAUUUGUUGGCUUCAUUUUUGCAUUCAUUCGACUGGAAAUUAACAGAUGGUAAAAAACUUGAUAUGUCGGUAACUCUUGGAAUUGUGCUUCAAAAAACAAGUAGUUCGAUUGCUAUACCGACUCCCAGAUUGUCUAAUGACAAUUUAUAUAUGUAGAUUUUGUCAACUAUUUGCCUAUUCCAAGCCUAAGUAAUAAUUCCAUGUAUGAAUUAUUUAGCAGAUUAUAUAGUACUAGCUCUGUUCCACUAGAAUAGUCUCGUUUUCCAUUUUAAAAUGUACCACUAGAAUAUGCUUGGUUUUCCAUUUUGUGAGAUUAAUAAUGUAUUUUAAAUGCUUAAUUGGUGUGGAUCACUCCACCUUUUGUUUCAAAAA
Molecule: messenger RNA, 1896 nt
Organism: Salvia miltiorrhiza (redroot sage)
Lineage: Eukaryota; Viridiplantae; Streptophyta; Magnoliopsida; Lamiales; Lamiaceae
Product: labd-13Z-ene-9,15,16-triol synthase, chloroplastic-like
Exons: 2
Coding region: 76-1680 (534 amino acids)
Molecular function (GO): oxidoreductase activity, acting on paired donors, with incorporation or reduction of molecular oxygen; heme binding; iron ion binding
Source: RefSeq, a predicted model, not a curated record